This is a messenger RNA of Ciona intestinalis (vase tunicate), 3364 nucleotides long. NCBI's taxonomy places the organism in Eukaryota, Metazoa, Chordata, Ascidiacea, Phlebobranchia, Cionidae. The record is from RefSeq and is a predicted model, not a curated record.
UAAAUUAAACAUGGGUUUAGUAAAGUUAAAGCAGAUAGUAGUUGGUGUUGGGCUUCUUACUGUGGUGGUAUUCUGCUACACCAUGGUCUUCAUGUUGCCCAAAACUGAGACUGUGGACAUUCGUGGCUUUUUCGAACACAGACACGACACUUUGCCGGCAAAUUACGUUAAACCAAUUAACGGCUUCAAACCGGCUGAAACUGGUAUAGAAAAGAUACCACCAGCACCACAAUUAGACCAGCAUGUCGUUUUCAAUCCAAAAGAUGCCGGCCAGCGAAGACAGUUUGAAACUUACCAAGAAAAACAUGAAAAUGCAAUAAAUGAAGCUAAUCAGGUUAUGAACAUGAAAAAGAAGAUUGAAGAAGACAAGAGGAGGGUUGCAGAGGAGCAAGCUAAGGAGGAGAAAGAUAAACUAAUGGAGCAACUGAAGAAAGGAUCUUCUGCUCUUGGAACAAUAUCAGCGUAUGAUAAUACGAGAGGAAAUCCUACAGACCCCGAUAUUAUAGAGAAAAGAGAAUCUAUCAAAAAUAUGAUGAAAUUGGCUUGGAAAGGUUACAAGGAUUUCGCAUGGGGGGCAAAUGAGUUACGUCCAAUCUCAAAAUCCCGUCAUUCUGCCAAUAUUUUUGGGAGCGCCGACACAGGAGCCACCAUAGUAGACGCACUGGAUACUUUAUACAUCAUGGGAAUGCAUAAGGAAUUCAAAGAAGGGGCAGAAUGGGUCAUGGGUCUAAAUAUGAACUCUAGAACAGAUAUUUCUGUAUUUGAAGUAAACAUUCGAUUUAUUGGUGGUUUACUAUCUGCCUACUUCCUUUCUGGUGAUACAACAUUGUUAAACCAAGCGAAAAUCAUAACUGACAAACUGCUGCCUGCAUUUAAUACAGCUACUGGGAUCCCAUAUGCUCUUAUCAAUCCUACAACGGGUAAUGUGAAGAACUGGGGAUGGGCUUCAGGGGGAAGUUCUAUUUUAUCGGAGUUUGGAACUCUACAUCUUGAGUUUUCUAUGCUAAGUAAAGCUACAGGGAAUCCUGUUUAUUUGGAAAAAGUCGUUAAAAUUCGUGAGUUUUUACGAAAGGCUGACAAACCAAAUGGUCUUUAUCCAAAUUACAUCAACCCACAAACUGGAGCAUGGGGUCAACGCCAUGUAUCCGUUGGUGCCCUUGGCGAUAGUUUUUACGAAUAUCUUCUUAAAUCCUGGGUGUUGUCGGACAAAACAGAUGUUGUAGCAAGGCAAAUGUAUGAUGAAGCUGUCGAAGCCAUAGAAAAGCAUGUAAUGGGAAAAUCCCCUGGGGGCUUGACUUACUUGGGUGAAUGGCGUUCCGGUCGACUUGAGCCAAAGAUGGGUCACCUGACGUGUUUCGCUGGGGGUAUGUUUGCCCUGGGGGCUGAGGGGUCAAAGGAUAAAGACCAUUACAUGAAACUUGGGGGCGAGAUUGCUCAUACAUGUCAUGAGUCUUAUGACAAAGCAACGUUAAAACUUGGACCAGAAGCUUUUCAUUUAUCUGGGGGCAACGAAGCCACCGCAUUACGUGCCAAUGAAAAGUAUUAUAUACUAAGACCAGAAGUUAUAGAGACUUACUUUUAUAUGUGGAGACUUACUAAGGAUCCAAAGUACAGACAGUGGGGCUGGGAUGCAGCACAGGCACUAGAGAAGAAUUGUCGUACAGAGAACGGAUACACUGGUAUAAAAGAUGUAUAUGCAGCCAACCCACAGUAUGAUGAUGUACAACAGAGUUUCUUCCUUGCUGAGACUUUAAAGUACCUAUAUCUCUUGUUUUCUGAUGAUGACCUGCUUAACUUAAAUGAAUGGGUGUUUAAUUCCGAAGCUCAUCCGUUGCCGAUUAUUAAGCAAUCAUAACAUAAAAAUAUUAUAAAAUAUUUCUGGAAAUCGUUAAAUUCUCGUGACGCGGUCCAAUGGUCACUAUUAUGAUGUUAUAGACCAUUGUUCGAGAACAAAGGGUGUCGUCAGAAUUUUAAUUUUUGUCUCGUUUUAAUCCGAUUUGUUCUAUUUUUUUUGCUUUUUCAUUUAAUUAUAAUUAUUUGCCUUUUUUCGUCAUUUUUGCGCAAAAAAUGAUUUUACGCAACAAAAGUUUUUUUUUAGUUUUACACCUUCAAAAAUAUGGUAUUAAUUGAAAUAUUUUUUAUGUCACAUAGCAGAGCAUUUGUGACAUAUUUGGGUGGUCACCAACAGGGCAAAAACUGGUUAAAACAUGGGUAUUAGGCAUAGGCGCCAAACCUGGGGUGGCAGGGUAGGCUGGCAUACUCCACAAUUUUUUGCACCAAAUUAAUCGGUAAAAUUAAAACCAAAUUUGUUUUAUAGGAGUGUGUCAACUAUCCCUGCCUCCCCUGUGUUUUAAAAUGUUUGGUGCCUAUUAUACUAUAUAUGAGUAUUAAUAUUUAAUCCUCUGUUUUUAGAAAAAGUUUUUAUUUGGGAUUAACUUAACUUGUAGUGUUCUAAUAUCUUGCCUCACAAUAUAAGGUUUGCACUAAAGAGAUAAAUGUCUGUUUCAAAUCUCUUUAUUUAAUGGUAUAUAAUGUUUAUUCCAGAAAUGCUUAUUAUUGAAUAGAAUGGUAUGGCCAUUUUACGGAGUUGGCAAACUUUUUUUUUCUAAAAAUUAAAUUUUAAUUAAAAUAGUGAAAUUUUAAAAGUUGCAAAAAAAGUCUUAGUGUGUUAUUAGUAAGACACACUUGAGACCUGGGAUGUAGGCUUAUUGGUCCUAGUCUAUUCUAUGAGGGUGAGGUCUUCAGUGAGGCACACCUGAGACCUCCAAUUACUUACACAUAAAUCACUAUACUCUGUAGAAUGGCCAUUCGUUAAGGUUUUGGUGCUCUUAUGGUAUUUGAAUUUGCACAUUUUACAAAUACCUUUACAAAAUAAGACGCAAAAAAAUCGCGAUUUUUUUACAUUCUAUAAUACUUUGUCAACCUGACCAAACUAUUUUAACGUACAGUUAUUCUGUCCCACAGUAUUUUUUCUGAUUAGUAUCCCGUUUAUGUAUUAUAAAUAGUAUAUUCAGAGUUUUUGAGAAAUAACUUCAUUACAUUAGAGCACAUACUUAAUUCUUCACUAUUUUCCUAACCGGCAAAUUCAAUAUAAUAUAAACUUAAUGAUGAAAAAUGCAUUUCACCGUUUUACCAUUUCCACAUGACUUUUGUCUCUUGGUUGAGUUAGAUUUAGAUUCUUUACUACAGACUCACCACUGUGAACUACUUUUUUCGGAACUGCAGUUCGAUUUUUAAAACUGGUCUGAAAAAAUCAUCUAAAUGUUUUGAGCUUGUGCCUUAUUAAAUGUAACCGUGUUUAUUUUGUGCUGCCUUUUACUUAAAAUAUUGAAAUACCAAAUAUAUUGAAUGGUGAACAAAUGUA